CGGUGACUGACUGUAUAUGAUCCCGCUGAAUGUACAUUAUUUAUUCAUCCGUUUACACUCUGUAUUCAUCAAACAGAAGAUCUGAAGGAUGGUGUUAGUUCAUGUCGGAUAUUUGGUUCUUCCUGUCUUUGGCUCAGUGAGAAAUAGAGGAUCUCAUUUUAACAGGCAUCAGCACAGUCAUGCUACCUCUUGCCGGCAUUUCCACGUAGGCCCGCAGGCCCAGAUCCCUGUUGAUUUCCCAAUGCCCCAUCCAGGACAAUCUCAGACGGGAAUGAGCCAUCACCUUGGCCCCGCGCACCAGCCAGCUGCGGCGUUGCAUCCCCCUCUCAACCACAUACCAGCGCCACCGUUCCAGGACAUCCCGGCCCCGCCCUUCCUACCUCAGGCUUUACACCAGCAAUACCUCAUCCAGCAGCAGAUCCUGGAGGCCCAGCACAGGAGGAUACUUCCACAGCCCAGCAGACAUGCUCCAGACAGAACCCUUCCCCAUCCACAGACGCUUCGGCCGCCGUAUGAAUACCCACCAUCCUUUCACAUUCCCCCGCCGCCGCCAGUCCCGCAGCAGCCACGCUACCUUGCUGAAGGAACAGACUGGGAUCUGAGUGUGGAUCCAGGCCUGCCGCAGUACCAUGUCUCUCCCCUCACUCAGCAUUAUCAGCAUUACCUGACCUCUCCACGACUGCAUCACUUCCCCAGGAACACCACCUCGGCACAAGUGGUUGUCCAUGAGAUCAGAAAUUACCCAUAUCCUCAGUUACACCUUCUGGCUCUUCAAGGCCUCAGUCCAUCUCGUCACGCAUCUGCGGUGCGGGAGAGUUACGAGGAGCUCCUGCAGUUGGAGGACAGACUGGGCAAUGUGAACAGAGGCGCUGUGCAGACCACCAUCGAGAGGUUUACCUUUCCUCAUAAGUAUAAAAAGAGAAGACCUCUAGAGCUGAAGAUCGGCAUGGAUGAAGAGGAGCUCGACACAGAUGAGAAAUGCACAAUAUGCCUCUCGAUGCUUGAAGACGGAGAGGACGUCAGGAGAUUACCCUGCAUGCACCUCUUCCAUCAGGCUUGUGUUGACCAGUGGCUGGCGACCAAUAAGAAGUGUCCCAUCUGCAGGGUAGACAUUGAGACGCAGCUGUCCCCCGAUAGCUGAUGUCUCGUGUAGCACUAGCGAAAAGUCCUGUUGUCUUUCUUCGUCCCCUCGUGGGCACUUUGCCAAAUGUGUGUCAUCUCCAUCACCACUCUCACCUCUGACCUUUGCCUUCUGAGCCAACUGACGACGUGCGCUGAAGUGGAACCGAGAGCACACGGAGAAGAACGAGUCUGUGGAUGAAGAUGGUGCUCUGUAUGUGUGUGUGUGUUUAGGAGGCGAACGAACGGUGAUCUCCGAUGAAGACCAACCAAAUGUUCUCAGUGGGUCACAGAUGAAGCAUUACAGCAUAUCACAUGUGGUUGGUCAUGAACUUUAAACGAAUCAUUUGUGGAAAAAAAAAAACACAUCAGCGAAUGAGAGAAGUGUUCAAAAAAGCUCCGUCGUCGUGUCUGUAAUUAUCGGAGGUGAUGCUUGACGUCCGUAUGUAAUUGUGAGGCCAGGCUUGAUAUGAACUGUGACAGUCCGCAUUUUGUCCAACGCUUAGAAACGUAUCCACUAAAUGCAUGUUGAAGCGAGAGGCCCGGGGUUCUUCUGGGAAACGCGACGAGAGGUCGAGGCGACAUUCUACUAAUCCUGAAGACACUGUGUUCUCGAAGAGUCACCACGAGUGAAACAUGUACCUUAAUGCCUGUAGCACAAGCACACGUCGAAUAGUAACGGCAUAACUCUGUGUUUCCAUUGGCUCUGUGACUCGUGGUCUCGCUUGUAGAGUCAUAAUGUGCAUGAAACCUGUUUGCUGCCAUUUCUAGAAGACAUGACAAGGGAGUAAAGCCAUUUGUUUUAUAGAAACCAAACAUAACUUUUCUAAAUCACUCUUUCUCGUUUUAUUUCUUCUGUUGCCAACCUGUGUGCGGGGCUGGUACAGCUUCUCAACAUAAGUAGCUGCGAUGCUGGAAAAAAAACAACAAACAAACAAGUUAUUUAUUGUCGUCUUAAUGUAGUUAGUGGUUAUUUUUGUAAAUGCACUCACUUUUUUCUGAUGAGGUCGUGUGGUCCCUGCUUUUGCAUUUGCACUCAGUAAGCUGUUUCCUUGCGUAUCGUGCACUCCAUCCCAAAAAAAUAACAAAAAAACAAGGGAGCAGACUUUUUAACAGCACAGUUUCUUCUUCGCGUAACGAUAGUUGUUGCCUCACUGACCACUUUCAAUGUACGUGACUGUUUUUCCGUAGCAUUUCAGAUGUCGUCGUUUGCUUUUGCAACUUUUCCCGAAUUCAAGCGUUCAGCUGCUUGGAGCGGAAGCCAGGAAGUUGGAAGCAUUUUCAGUCAUCGUCGUGUAGCGCGUCAGUGAUCUUUUCUCAUCGUCCGUCUGCGUUUUAUAGUUUACACAUGAUAUUGUGCGUCGAAAUGCCUUAAGUAUUUAACAAUCAUAAUUUAUGACUAACUUUACCUACUAUGGGUGCGUAUUUAAGUUCCGAACUAGUAUCGCAAUGUAACCGAUUGGUUUAUUUAUUUACGUCAGCAUAACGUGUGUAUAAAUACCUCAUUGUGCUAUACUUUAAUGGGAGUGCUUUGCAUGCGGUUAAGUAAGUGUCAAAACAAGCUAAAAAACCCCAGCAGGGCGUGCUGAAACGUGCUAGUAUGUGGUGCUGUAGUUUUUUGGUUACAUUCCAUUAAUGCGAUUUCAAAGAGUCGUUCGGCUGUGAGCUCGUAGACAAACUGGACUUGUUUUGCAUGUCUCUCCUGUUUUUGCACUCUCAGCUUUGCUGCCCUCUCACUGGCAUCCUGCGAACAUCGUCCGCUCGUCGCGUCGCUGGCGAUCCAGGCCGCCGUGAAUCUGUUUUCAGUCGUGAGGAGUGAGUUCAGCGCUUACUGUGAUUGAUUAUAGCUGCUUGUCUUGUGCCCAUCUGGCUUUAACUUUUGAUUUUUGAUCCGAGACUUAAAGUGAUGCUUAAUUUUUUCCAUUAGUAGCAGUUUUCGUUUGCCUUUCGAUCGGUACUUCAUAUAAGGGGCUUUAAAUGUCUGAAUGCAGGUCGUCUUGUGGUGUAGCUGCCGUAUACGUUUGUCAUAUUUCACGAUUUUACCACGUCAGGUUAUUUAGCUUCAAUCCCCCUGAAUAAUCUGCCAACAUGGCAGUAGUGUAAAACAUUGAUACGGCAGAUAACUCUUAUUUCCAGUGAAGUAAUUGUUUUUCCUGCCAGUACCUGGAAUACUCGUUACUUUCUACACCUGUAGAAAUUGUUUCCUAUACGCGAAAAAGAAACAAUGGCUUUAUAUUGUAUGAUUUGUGUUUCUAGCCUGUGUAGCCUUAAAGUCUCUUGAUUUGAUCCAUCUCUCCAGCAGAUUUUGGACAUAAGCAAUAGUAGUGUCAUGUUUCGCUAACAGACUGAACCGUAGAUCCUAAAGCACAAGCUCUGUAAUGCAUGUCUUUCUCAGGUUUUAAUAUGCGUAUGAGAAUGGAUACAUAUGUUAAAAUAUUUUACCAUAAAUAUUUCUGAUGUUUUUCUGCUGCUGACAUAAAAAGAAAAAAGAAAAAAAAAAAUAGUUGAAUAACCUGCCAGUGAAAGGGAAGUGGCUCUUUGUACAAGACACUGCUGUGUGCUGUUACUGCGCAAUGUUUUCUGACAUGAAUAUUUUAUAGCUCAAGUAGAAAAAUAUGUAUUGACAAUAUUUAAGCAAUAGCUUGGUGAUUAUAAUGUAUGAUAACUAGAUAAGUGUAUAUUGCGUAAAAAAAAAGAAAAAAAAAAGAAGAAAAUCUUAGAUUCACUUUUGGUGGAUUUUGUACUGUAUUUAUUACUAAUGAUGAUGCAAAAAGUUGCAUAGCUUAACCCAAAUUUUUCUUUCUUUUUUAAUUUCUUGUCUUGUAUAUGACCCUUUUUGUAUGUGUUUUUUCAAAUAAAAUGUUGAAAAUGCCUCCAAAAAAAGAA
This is a messenger RNA of Ctenopharyngodon idella (grass carp), 4005 nucleotides long. RefSeq names its product ring finger protein 165b (gene ark2cb). NCBI's taxonomy places the organism in Eukaryota, Metazoa, Chordata, Actinopteri, Cypriniformes, Xenocyprididae. The coding region runs from base 89 to 1141 and encodes 350 amino acids. The record is from RefSeq and is a predicted model, not a curated record. The transcript is spliced from 8 exons. Gene Ontology annotation, molecular function: zinc ion binding; ubiquitin protein ligase activity.